This is a messenger RNA of Scylla paramamosain (green mud crab), 3495 nucleotides long. RefSeq lists its product as uncharacterized. Gene Ontology annotation, cellular component: synapse; plasma membrane; neuron projection. The transcript is spliced from 7 exons. Gene Ontology annotation, molecular function: chloride channel activity; excitatory extracellular ligand-gated monoatomic ion channel activity; transmembrane signaling receptor activity. NCBI's taxonomy places the organism in Eukaryota, Metazoa, Arthropoda, Malacostraca, Decapoda, Portunidae. Gene Ontology annotation, biological process: nervous system process; regulation of membrane potential; chloride transmembrane transport. Bases 470 to 3094 code for a protein of 874 amino acids. The record is from RefSeq and is a predicted model, not a curated record.
AGGUAAAGUGCGUUACUUGACGUUUCUUUGCAAGGCAAAACACACUGCGACACAUAAACGAUUCUGAGUUCGAGCAUUACAUACCUUACAGCAACAUUUAGCAUGUCGGCAGCACACACCUUGAUGGACCGAUAGUGGUGCUUAUCACCUUCACGUGCACUUUGGUAUUGAUGCCAUGACGAGGAGGCCAGUCAUUGGUCAGCGUGAGGGCAUGCGAGGUGCGGGGCAGACUGGUACCAGGUAGUUGUGUUGAGGUCACCAGACUAACACCUCGAGCUGUCACUCAGGUGCCUGUGCGUCGCGUUCCGUGUUCCUCUUUGACUUCAGCUUUUUGAUACGUUGUGUCUUGUGUCUUCACAAUAACGAUUGUAAGGGUCCUGAAUUAAUUGUUGCGGUAAUCAAAUGCUAAGUUAUACGAUUUUUCAGUGUAUAUCGCCGAGGCGCGGCUGCACGGACGUCACUGAAAUAAAUGUUGUUCGUGGUGGUAGUGGUGGUGGUGGUGGCAUUGAUGGAUACACCAGCUCAUACCGCUGACCCAGCACAGUGGGCGGUGUUCAAGAUGACGGCCGGAGACGGGAACGGAGAUACUGACACCCGCCUCACUGUGUCCCUCAAGGAGAGUCUGUCCCCCGAGGCGCCUGCACCCCUCGCCUCCUUCACGCUGUGCAUGUGGUACUAUGCCACCGCCUUCCUAGACGCCAGCACGCUACUCAGCUACGCCACUUCCAAUCAAAUGGAUGAUGCCAUUCGCCUUAGACCAAAUCCAGACGAGUUCACAGUGACGUACAUGCAGGACAUCCACAGACUUUCAGAGUUCCCCUCGCUGGUGGUGCCUGAGCGGUGGCAGUCAAUUUGCUUCCUGGGGGACCCUGAGGGCUGGACUCUGUGGCUGGAAGAAAACGUGACCAGGUACGAGGCUGCCAUAGCACCACUUGCCGUGGAUGGAGUCAUUGUGUUGGGUCAGGAACAGGACAUCUUGGACGGAGGCUAUACAAAGGACCAGUCCUUCCAAGGCAAACUGACUGGCCUCACCCUCUGGCCUUUAGCCCUGUCCGCCGCACAGGUUCUGAACUGGCUUUCCUGCAUCCUGCCCGACGCUGUGCCGCUCCUCACCUGGGACGACAUCACGUGGACGGUGCACAACCAAACAGGAGACAUCACCGUACAUGAAGAAGGCCCCUGUGACGAGGGCGGAGCAGCAGCCAGAAAGUUUCUACUCUUCACCUCAAAAAUGGCAGCGAUAGAAGCUAAACAAUUUCUCAAUAUCAUUGGGUUUGAUAUAGCAGUCCCUCGAGACGACAAAGAAAUUGGAACAAUAUCAGAACUUGUAGAAGAAAACCAACAUCACUGUCCUUUGAAGGUGAAAGAUGGCUUUGGUGCCUGGAUGGGCCUCUUGUACAACAGCCAAUCUGAUGAAGGAUCAGACUUGGAGGGCCAAACAGUGGACUGGCUUGAUUUCAAGAAAAGGAUCAGAAAUAUUAGUCCUAACAGAAACGUCGUUCAGAGUUCAGGAGAUGACUGGUUCUUACUGAAAGGUGGAUUAGAAAUGUGCUUCGUGGGGACGCCCCGAGGACGAAGAGUGUUCCGCCUACGAGGACUGCCACCAAAACUCACCGAGGACGUGUCGCCGCUCGCCUUCUCCUUCGUGCUUGCACGCCACCCCGGCAACGGCGUUUACUUCCACGGCUUCAGGAAGCUACACAUCCAGAAGGUCGCCAACACCUCUCGCUGGUGUCUGAGCGGCGACGAGCUGCACGAGACGCUUUGUGUUAACUUGCAAAGCCUGCCGGUGGGGCGCCACGAGUGGAUGGCGGAGCAGCAGCAGCAGCAGCAGCAGCAGCAGCAGCAGCAGCAGCAGCAACAGCAGCAGCAGCAGCAACAGCAGCAGCAGCACUCCGGUGUGAUGAAGCUCUCCCUCAGCACCUGUGCUGACCACCAGUACACCUGCUCGGACGCUACCUGUGUGCAGCUGGCCAAAGUGUGCGACUUCGAGUUCGACUGUUUGGACCAGUCGGACGAGGUGGGGUGCACCACGGCGCUGCUGCCCCAAGGCUACCUGCACUCCUACCCUCCGUCGGUGCCGCUGCCCGUGCUGGCGGCCGUCACUGUCAAGCGGAUCAUUAACUUUGACCUGCUCAGCAUGACCUUCCAGGUCAACCUUGACCUCAAACUGUACUGGAUGGACUCAUGGAUUACUUUUUCUAACCUGGGGGAAGAUUACAAAAAAGUGACGACGGAGGAUGAUAAACAGGUUUGGCGGCCAGAGGUGAUCGUGCAAAACAGUCCGACGCCACCCUACACGGUGUCUGAACUGUCAGUCAAGAAGCAGGGCCGAGGUCGACCUACAGAAAGAGGAUACACGUUCCCUGGGGCAGAAAAUCACUUGGUUGAGACAAAGACAAUCAAGGCCACUGUGAACUGCGACUUCAGACUGCGUUGGUAUCCUUGGGAUGACCAACUCUGCUUCCUGACGCUCGUGGUGACCAAUGUCCGGGAGAGUGGCCUGCUGCUGAACGAGUCCUCGGGUGUCCUAAAUUGCCCGACCCUGCUGGAGGAGUACAAGGUGGAGUCCUGCACGCUGGGGAAGGAGGAGGCACCCACCAACACCAUCACCGUGUACCUGCAGUUGUCGCGGCGCUACGAGUACCACCUGUUCACCACCUUCCUGCCCACCUCGCUCCUUCUCAUCCUCGGGUACGGGACGCUGCUGUUGCCGGUGGAGUCCUUCAACGAGCGAGGCAUCAUGAGUCUUACCCUCCUGCUGGUGUUCAUCUCCCUCUACACGGAGACCAGCAACUCCCUCCCCAGCACCGCCUACCUCAAGCACAUCGACGUGUGGUUCGUGUUUAACCUCACUUAUCUGUCUGUCAUCAUCAGCGUCCACCUAGCGGCCUUCCACACCCCUACCUCCGCCACUCCACUCAUGCACGUGAAGCCCUGGAAGCCUGGAAGCAACGCCUGGAUGUCUGAAAUGACUAAUAAGGACAAAAAGGAACCAAUCUCGUCGGACAAGAUUCUCCGUGUGAGCAGGAAGGUUCUCGCGUUCGUUUUUGUCGUCUUCACACUCGUGUAUUCCGUUCUGUUGGUUGUGUGAGAUGACGAUGGUAGAUUUGCAGCCUGACAACGAAAUGAUACAGAAUGGUAGCUUUAACAUAUGAUUAAGUUCUUGUCUAGGUCAGUCGCUCCCAAAUACCUGACGAGUGCACACCUGUCCAUGCUUUAAAAUAAAUUAUCAAUGGGAACUCUUUAGAUCGUACUGUCAAACGUUUCGGUGCCUUAUAUAGAUCAUUUUUAGCAGGCUUUUGUGGAAGUUAUCGUAGUCUUCAAGAACAUUAUCAUAAUUCUAGAAGUUUCGUAUCAUUAACGUAAAAAUAAACAAACAAAAUAUUAUUCUUAAGGUCUUUGAAACUACUUCUAAUGAAAGCUCAAACCAUUUGUGAAUACGAGCUGAUUUGUGUUACUACUCUCAACCUGCCAGCUACUAAUGGACAUUCU